AUGAUUGUUUAUGGGAAAGCGUGCCGUUUACCGGUCGAGUUAGAGCAUCGAGCUCUUUGGGCACUCAAAACGGUGAAUCUUGAUUUAACCGAGGCCGCUAGGAAACAAUUUUUCCAAAUUCAUGAGUUGGAGGCGCUUCGUGACGCCGCGUAUGAUCGGUCGUGGAGCAUUAAGGAAAAGUCGAAAGCUUUGCAUGAUAGAAGGUUACGGAAGUUGAAAGAAUUUCGAGUGGGUGAUCAAGUGCUUUUAUUUAAUUCCAGAUUGAAAUUAAUUGCCGGAAAGUUGAAAUCGAGAUGGUCCGGGCCGUAUGUCGUGAAGGAGGUUUUCCCAUACGGUACCGUGGAGUUGUUGGAUGAAGAUAAGUCGAAUUCGUGGAAGGUUAACGGACAUCGGUUGAAACACUACUUAGGAGGUCCCAUCGACACUGCCGAAGAGGAAACCGUUCCUCUUUCUGACCCGCCUAGCACCACCGCGUAG
Messenger RNA from Helianthus annuus (common sunflower), 477 nucleotides. RefSeq lists its product as uncharacterized. The coding region runs from base 1 to 477 and encodes 158 amino acids. The record is from RefSeq and is a predicted model, not a curated record. NCBI's taxonomy places the organism in Eukaryota, Viridiplantae, Streptophyta, Magnoliopsida, Asterales, Asteraceae. The transcript has a single exon.